Planococcus citri (citrus mealybug) is the source of this 2997-nucleotide messenger RNA. Its product is annotated as beta-1,4-mannosyltransferase egh-like. Lineage: Eukaryota; Metazoa; Arthropoda; Insecta; Hemiptera; Pseudococcidae. The transcript has 4 exons. The record is from RefSeq and is a predicted model, not a curated record. Gene Ontology annotation, cellular component: cytoplasm. The coding region runs from base 810 to 2213 and encodes 467 amino acids. Gene Ontology annotation, molecular function: beta-1,4-mannosyltransferase activity.
UUUGUAAGUAGUAGGUGGCUAGUUCUCAUGUUUGUAUGUAUUACGUAAUCGUAAAGUUUUUCGUUUGAAAAAUGAGAAAAAUCUAUCCUCAAUAAAUUCACAUGCAGUGUUGUUAUAUUUUUGUAGUUUAAAGAUACAAAUUAAUUACCUUCUUCUUUUUUAUUGUUGGUCAAAUUACCAACGUGUUUCGAACGAGUUAUUAUUUUUUUUAUACAACAGCCCCUUAUCUGAGCUGCUGAUUACGAGACUGGCGACAAACGGGAGGUCUGCGUGAUGAAUAUCCAACGCACAUUGCACUGCGAUACGGUUUAGAUACGUUAGUGGUUUCAAGUUCCUUGUGAGUAUUUCGGCGAAUUCCGGUUUGAUUCUGACUCCAGUUACGAGUUACGACCGGUCGAUUUAGUUUUGUUUUGAAUAAUAUUUCAGUGAUCAGUGAUAGAAAUUUGUUUUCGUUACCUACGAAUUUUACUCAUUUCUAAUUUUGUAUAAUAGUAUAGUUAAUGUGUUAACGUAACGUAAGCUCAAGUUCGAAACGUUCCAAUUGAUUAGCCUUACAGUGUUUUUUUUUUGCUGACAAGUGUAUAAAAUUUUGAAUUUUGUUGAAAAUGAAAAUGGAAACGUAAACUCAUUGAUAUGGUACAAUGUUUCAAAAAUGAAAGUUACUUUCAACCAGUGAAAGAAAAAUAUUCAAGGAUGUUUUGAUGUGAUCGAAGCCAAAAAUUGAAGGUAGCUUUUAUGAAUCAACUCUACGACUAAAAAUAUCCAUUUGCAAUAUCUUUCUGCGGAUCAGACAGUCUAAAGAGAUAAGCAUGUUGAAAGUUGCUUCUCGAGGUGUGAUUACCCGAAACAAAAUAAAACAUGCGUUGCAUUGUAUGGGAUUCAUUUUCGUAAUCGCAUUCAUGAUGAAGCACGUAGCAUCGUUUGCUGAAUUAAGUUCAAAAAAUGCCGACGCAUGGGAAAUGUACGGACCAACAAUGUACAUCAUGAUGAGCCUAGUCAGAUUCCUAGUCUUCCUCGCUUUACCUCAAGUUGUGCUGAAUUUUCUCGGUCUAAUAUGUUUCAACGCGUUUCCGGAAAAAGUCACUUUAAAAGGAUCCUCGUUACUGACGCCUUUGAUUUGUAUACGGAUCGUAACUCGAGGCGAUUAUCCGCAAUUAGUACGCGAUAACGUGGCCAGGAACAUGGCUCAUUGCUCGGAAGCUGGAAUGGAUAAUUUUAUAAUCGAAGUAGUCACCGAUAAAAUGAUCGGAUUUCCGAAGCACAGGCGAAUUCGGGAAAUCGUUAUACCGUCCACUUAUACGCCUAAAAGUGGAGCUAUGUAUAAAGCUCGAGCUUUACAGUACUGUCUGGAAGAUGGUGUGAAUAUUUUGGCUGAUAAUGAUUACAUUGUGCAUUUGGACGAAGAAACCAUUAUGACGGUGAACUCGAUAAAAGGAAUUAUUAAUUUUAUACUCGAUGGUAAAUAUGAUUUUGGUCAAGGGCUGAUUACUUACGCCAACGAUAAAAUCGUCAAUUGGACUACGACUUUGGCUGACAGUAUUCGAGUUGCAGACGAUAUGGGUAAAUUAAGAGCCCAGUUUUACUUCUUCCAUAAGCCCGUUCUUAGUUGGAAAGGAUCUUAUGUUGUGUCCAGGGUGGAAGCUGAAAAACGUGUAUCAUUCGAUAACGGCGUCAAAGGCUCGCUGGCCGAAGACUGUUACUUCGCAAUGAAAGCUUACCAGCUCGGAUGCACUUUCAGUUUCAUCGACGGUGAAAUGUGGGAAAAAUCACCAUUCACCAUACGCGACUACAUCGAGCAGCGAAAACGAUGGGUUCAAGGACUCAUGUUGGUUGUUCUUUCGCCAGAAAUAAGCUGGCGUUAUAAAUUCUGGCUAUCUAUGUCAUUAUACGCUUGGAUUACCAUGCCUUUGACUGUAACGAACAUUGUUGUGAAUUUCUUUUUCCCAAUACCGAUGCCCAUCUGGGUGAAUUGCAUAUGCAUAUUUUGCGGCAUUGUCAACAUCUACAUGUAUUUUUUUGGCAUGAUAAAGUCGAUCUCUCUGUAUAGAAUAGGCGUUUUCAAAUACUUCUUGUGCUUAGUUGGCAUCGUCUACACGGUACUUAUAGCCACAGUCAUGGAAAAUAUUGCUGUUUUAAAAGGUGUUUUUGGUUCUAAGAAGACGUUCUAUAUCGUGAAAAAAGAUUCCAAUCAUACUUGUACCAGUGUAGCGUAGUUCUGUCGUAGGUAAGGUGUUUCUUCAAUGUAAAAAAACAAUUUGAGAAGGCAAUUGCUCAUCCGAAGUAGGCGAUGUUGAACAAGUAGUAUCAUCGUUCGUUUUCAAAUUCAGCCGAAUAUUUACCUAGAACAUACUUCAGUAUAAAAUGUAUGGAUGUGUUACAGUUUUCUUUAGAGUCAUUAUUGAUAAAGUCGGUAGGAACUAGGUAUACGUAAAUUUGUUACUCGUAGGUAGCUACUAAAAAAAUCGUGCAACGAUUUUAGAGCUUGUGUGUUCAAGGUUUCCCCAUUUUUUUUUUUUUUUUUUUUUUCAUUUCUUUUCGUUAUCAAGUUGUGUAUGUGUAGAGUUGUGUUAUUUUCAAUUGCAUGUAUUUCUAUUUCUUCUUCUUCUUUUUUUUGAAAUAUGAAAGUAGCAGAAAUAAUAAAUAUUAGAUAAACGCCAUUAUUCAUUUUUAUCUCAGAUUUUUCUCGCAGAAUUUAACAGGUAUGUAGAGUAAUUGUUAUGAAUGAAUUUUCAUGGUGAUGUGAACUUUUUCUCAUUAUGAAAAUUAAAAUCAAUGCGUGGUCGAACUUUGGUGUGAAAAUAGUUUUUUAGUUUUUUCCCCCUUCAAUUUUAUGGUUAGGUAUAUUUACGUAUAGGUACUUAUUUUGAUUUAUGAAGUUUUAUUAUGAUCUUUUUUGUGAUAUUAUUUAGUAUUGUAUUUCAUUAUGAGUUUUUUUUAAGAAAUCGUUAUUUUAUUUUGUUUGUACCUACUUUUAAAAUACAUGUAUCUGGAGUUAUA